Molecule: messenger RNA, 1749 nt
Organism: Lodderomyces beijingensis
Lineage: Eukaryota; Fungi; Ascomycota; Pichiomycetes; Serinales; Debaryomycetaceae
Source: the annotation of a GenBank genome assembly
AUGUCUCGCACCAACUAUCAGUUCCCUCCUUCUUCGCCAUUCAACGACAACGACAGCGGCAAUGGCGAUGACAGAGAGUGUUCGCCAGCGGUACGAGUCAAGGAGACAUUUGCAAUCAGCGCGUUAGCUUCAGUCACGAGCCAGCAGCAAAAGCUUGCGCGUGGAUAUCAAGAGUACCCGACUCCUAAUCCUUCAUCGUCGUUAUUUAGAUCUUCGUCACCUGUGAAGGCGGAAUUUUCAAAAAGUGAGAAAGAACCGUUGGCGUUGGAUAAUCUUGUCAGAAAGAACGACACGAACACGAACACGAACACGGACAACGACAAGGAAAAGGAAAAGGUGCAAAUUAACAAGGAUUUCAAUAUUGUCAACCUGGACAAGAACGUGGUGAGGAUUCCUUUCAGCACGGAUGAAGGCCAUUUCACCAUUGGGAGGUCGUCGCGCAACUGUGACUUCCCCUUGGACUCCAAGGAUGCUCGCAUCUCGAGAGUCCACCUAAAGCUAAGCUAUGAUGCCAAGAACGCAACCAUCACUUGCGUGGGUGCCAACGGAGUCGGGAUCGUCAUCCCCAGACCGUGCUAUAUCCUUGCUACUGAAGUUGCGGAUCAAUAUUUGAUCACCGAAAACAAAAGCGGUAAUCCUUUGGAUACUUCAAACUUGAAGAGCUUGACGAUCGAGGUUGAUGAUAACCACACGGAAUUCAACAUUCACAAGGGAGAAACCGUUAUUGUGCCCAGGUUUGAAAAUAUCGUCUUGGAGAUAUCUAAGCAAGUGAUAAUUUUGAACCCAUGCUACAUUGAAGAGUUUUUAACUGAAGAAGACGAUGAGUUGACUGACGAUGAGGAGCUCAUGUUGCUCGAGGGUAAAGCUGGUCAAGAUCACGAAGACGCCUCGGUGACUCCCGUAAACAGGAUGUUGAGUAGUUCGCUCCCAAACACCCCAUCCAAGCCAAAAGCCGCCACUACAGACAUCACGGGUUCAAGAGAAGACGAUUAUGAAACGCCAAGCAAGGAGUAUGUUGUUAAAAUCGCCAAUCCCAAAUCUGUCAAUGCAACGACAUUCACCGUGUAUCAAGACCAAGAUCAAAGUCAAGACACGGCAGCUCGUCCUACUUCUUCUUCAACAACAACAACCCCGAUGGGCCUGGUUUUCACUGACAUCAUCAACAACAGACGCGCCGUGUCCGAGGAGCCCAAAUCACAAAAGCGCGCAUAUGACACGAUUCAAGACGAACACGAGGACGACGAGGGGGACAAGGAAAACUUUGCGCCAGCCACGAGUUUGCUUGCAAACCCCGCGCACGAGAAUGUAGAAAAGAAGAACAGCAACAAGAACAGGAACAAGAACAAGAGAAUCAGGCCCUCGACUCCCAUAUUUGACGACUCGGCGCUUUCAUUACCUGACAUUUCAGAAAUCAAAAACAUCUUGAUUAAUCACCUUGCCUUUUCGAGGCUGAGCUCCACGCCAGCGUCAGUGUUGAACACCAUCAGCGCGUCGACUUCCCCUUUAUCGCUUUCGCAAAUCAGGGGCGUUCUCAACAGCAUCAAGUGUGUCGGGGUCAUUUAUCGUCAAGGUAAAGAUGCCGCUGGCAAGCCGUUAGAGGAGGAGUACUAUUAUAUGCCGGAGCACGAUGAAGAUCAGGGCCGGACGCAGUUGAUGAGUAACGUCAAGGGUCAUACUGGGUUGAGGUCCUGUAGAAGAACUCAUAAGCAGUACUAUUGGAAGAAACCGGCGCCUGUUAAAAAAACGUAG